Messenger RNA from Staurois parvus, 394 nucleotides. NCBI's taxonomy places the organism in Eukaryota, Metazoa, Chordata, Amphibia, Anura, Ranidae. The record is from the annotation of a GenBank genome assembly.
AUGUACACUGAUCAUCAGGGCACUGAUGAUCAGUGUUGCCCCAGCAGUACCACCUGUCAGUGCCCAUCAAUGCCAGCUGUCAGUGCUCAUCAAUGCUACCUGCCAGUGCCCAUCAGUGCCACAUAUCAGUGCCCAUCUGAGCUGCCUUUCAGUGUCACCUAUCAGUGCCAGUCAGUGUCGCCUAACAGUGCCGCCUAUCAGUGCCAUAUAUGAGUGCUGCCUUUCAGUGCCCAUCAGUGAUGCCUGUCAAUGCCCAUCAGUGCCACCUACUAGUGCCUCCUCAUCAGUGCCACCUAUAAGUGCUCAUCAGUGCAGCCUAUCAGUGCCCAUCACUGCAGCCUCAUUAGGGCACAUCAAUGAAGGAGAAAAAUCACUUAUUUCCAAAAUGUUAUAA